GCCAUCUUUUCCAUUAACACACAUUUUUUGGAAAUAAUAUUGUUCUGUCAAAUUGAUUAUUCUUGUCAGAAGUUUUUCUUCCUCACGGUGCUUCACUUACCAACCAGAAAUCUUUUCGGUUUUGCAAAAUCAAACUCAAAAUGAACGUAUCAAGGGCCGUCAUUCGUCAAUUUGCUACCAGCAAUGUUGUCAGAUCCGGAGGUGAAGUCCACAAGGGAUACGCAAAGUUGAAGGACGUCCAACAGAAAUUCCAACAACCCGAUGGCAAGCCAGUAUUCCUUAAGGGAGGCGCCAUGGACCAAGUCCUCUACCGAUUCACUGUUCUCUUGUGUUUGGGCGGAGUUGGAGGCAUGGUCAAAUUGUUCUGGGAUUUGAGUGUUCCCAAAACAGAAUAGAUUCUAAGCAUCCUUAACCAAAAACAAACAAAAUCAUCCAUCUAUUUAUAUUUCUAUGUUUUAGUCUUGUCUGUUCAAAGUGUUCCCUUUUACCUACUUUUGUGUAAAGGCAUUCCACGGAAACGAAGAAUGAUUGGAUACAUUCUAUGACUGCAUUUAAAACAGAGAAAUAUAUUUUGAAAUUAGUGAUAAAAUUAAAAUGA
Molecule: messenger RNA, 598 nt
Organism: Eupeodes corollae
Lineage: Eukaryota; Metazoa; Arthropoda; Insecta; Diptera; Syrphidae
Product: cytochrome c oxidase subunit 7A, mitochondrial-like
Exons: 2
Coding region: 141-395 (84 amino acids)
Biological process (GO): mitochondrial electron transport, cytochrome c to oxygen; mitochondrial respirasome assembly; regulation of oxidative phosphorylation
Source: RefSeq, a predicted model, not a curated record